CACUCAGAAAUUACAAUAAAAAUUUAAAAUGUAAAAACCUCUAUUGUCUUUUUAAAAAUAAUAGAAACAUAUAAUUAUUUCAAAAUCAGGAGAGUACAUAUCAAUCCGGCCCGCCCGGCCCGUGUGAAAGUAACGACCACACACUACAAACUACAAACGACCCUCAUUCUCUUCCGGCCGUCUUCUCGGCCUUUUCCACUGGUAUUUCACUAUUUCUCUUCUAUAGGCUCCAUCGAUCGCCGGCUGUCACUGUUUCAGGGUCAUGGAUGAAAAAGUGGAGGGUGAUGAUAAGGAAUUCGUUGAUUAUGGCGUCGCAGGCCAUAUUAGAAAAACCGUGUAUGGACCUGCUACGAGCCUUCCCCGACGCCUGAGGCGUUAUCGCGUGAUGAAUCGGUCUGAAUAUGCCGCGUACAACAAAAAAGUUAACAAAUCUGGGGUUGGUCUUUGGCAUUCCCUGUAAUUACCUUGCAUUAUGUUGCAUUCUUGAUACUCUAUGCAUAUAGUUUCUUAUUAAUUUAGUGUCUUAAGACAGAUUUAUACUGCACUUUGCUGUCCAGAUUUCGGUAUACAAUUAUCUUAACACCUCAGUUGUUAAGCACUUUGAUGAAUUCGACCCGCUAUCAUAACACUCUGCCCCAACAUCAUACACAAUAAGUUUUUGUUUAGAUGGUACUUCGUUUCAGGGGCAAUGUUGGUACUUCUUCCAUGUUCCACUACUAAAUAAGCGGUAGUGAUUCUGGACACUCCAAAAAUGCAGAAGUAGACAACCAAAUCCGGACGGAGUAUGUCCGCUCUUGGCGCAAUAAAUUGAUAGUGAUAAGUCAAUCAAACUUGUCACACCUUGGGAUUCAUCAAUAAAGAUAUCUCACCAAGGCAUAUAGGUCUCUCUCUGUAGAAUCAUCAAUUUUUUGAAUAUUUUUUUUAUUUGUGAUAUCCUUGUACAUAGGGAUAUGAUGUUGAUGGUUGUUCUGGCUCGAUACCCGGAGGGAUUUUCCCGGUUUUACCCACCUCUUGUGACUGGGAACCAGCUGAAUUGGCUGCUCAAUUUGCUGCUCUGAAACAAGCUGAGGAUGGGGGAAUACCUUUGGAGUACAAACAGCUUCUGAAAGUUAACAUUCAAGCAGUUGCAGGGACCAUGUAUUAUUUGACAUUCACAGCUUGUGAUACUAUUGAUGGUAGGGAAAAGAUAUUUAAUGCAAAAGUGUUGUUUUCCGCACAAGACAAACAUUUGCAUCUAAAGGAAUUCAAGGUUGACAAUGACCCCAAUAAAUCUGGUACGCAAUCGUUGCUUGGAACUUCCCAUGUGUGUGUGUGUGUUUUGUUUUAAAGAUUUGAUUGUUGUUAUCAUCAUAGCCGAAAAGAUGCGCAACGAGGUUGUUGGCGUGCUAGAAAAAAUCUCUUCCUUUCGUAAGGAAAAUCCUCACUUGUUUCCUGAUCCCCCCCCAAGACCACCGCCCCCUGAGCGGUAUGUCUCGUCAACUUUGAUCUCCGCCAAUGUAGCAAGAUGAUGUUUGAUGUUUCUCACGGAAGUUUUAAGUAUAUACUGCAUCAUGGUUCACAUUAAGAAUGUAGUCAAAUUUUGCCUAUCGCAUGAUGAGGUUCAUGUUCAUUUUCAGAAAAUCGCUGGUCAUAUACGAUGAACCAAAAAAGGGGGAGCUUGCUGCCACUGCUUUCCGUAUCUUCUUGAAAGAAAUGAGGAGGCAAAACCCCACAUGGAAGUAUGCAAAGGUGAAGAAAGCUGCUUCAAGAAAGUGGAAGUCAUUCUUUAUCGGCCAUAAGGCCCCUUACAUGAGAAAGGCACAGAAUCAGAUUUUUAAAAAGAUGACAGCCUCAUUGGAUCCGGAAUGUAUUAUGCCACCAUGCCAUGAUGAGGAUUCCAGCUAGAGACCCUAUCAUAUGUAUCUUUUCCUUUAUUAUGUGGUAUUUUUUGACAUGCAAUAUGCCCUGGAUAACAAGGGAGUAUUUUUAAGCACGAGCGACUCGCUCAUUGGCGGAUGCAUGCUCAAAGCAAUGGAGGCACUUGCCCCCAGUGAUUUCCAAAAAAAAUAUUUAUUUCCAUUGUUGGUACCCUCAUUUUUUAAAAAUAUAACACUUAUGCCCCC
Messenger RNA from Cuscuta campestris, 2102 nucleotides. NCBI's taxonomy places the organism in Eukaryota, Viridiplantae, Streptophyta, Magnoliopsida, Solanales, Convolvulaceae. The record is from the annotation of a GenBank genome assembly.